Messenger RNA from Podarcis muralis (Common wall lizard), 4505 nucleotides. It is a transcript of the gene DAO, whose product is annotated as D-amino acid oxidase. Gene Ontology annotation, biological process: D-serine catabolic process; D-alanine catabolic process; L-proline catabolic process. Gene Ontology annotation, cellular component: cytoplasm. Gene Ontology annotation, molecular function: D-amino-acid oxidase activity; FAD binding. The record is from RefSeq and is a predicted model, not a curated record. Lineage: Eukaryota; Metazoa; Chordata; Lepidosauria; Squamata; Lacertidae.
UAAAUAAUAAAUUAUCAUCAUCAUCAUCAUCAUCAUAUCUCCUCUUAGUCUCCUCUUUUCCAGGUAACAUUAACUUGAUGUGUCAAUAUAAUUUGUUCACAUUCUACAUAAAAAAUGCAUUGAAAGCUCAGUAGAAUACUACUGUUAGCACCCUUUAACCAGCUUGAUUACCCAGAGAAGGUUAAAAUGCAGUACAGUAAUUGGUCUCAAGAACCUGCCUACAAUGAGUUUGUAGUUGCACAGAUGGUGCACAUUGUACAGAAUGCCACAGCAACACCGUCCGUGCCAAGAGGGCUGGGCAUCUACAGCUGCAUGCACACCACACCAAAGGCAGAUACAAAGGAGCUGCUGGGCUGUGAAAGUGUGAGGGGCCUGCAAUGCUAAAAGCAAGAGACAGGCAAGUAAUAGAGUAAUUAAUGUAAUCGGCUUUGCUGAGUCUCCAUAAAGUCCUUAGCCACUGAGGUCCUCAGGUGACCGACUUUCCUCCCUCAUCCCAAAGGAGAUAACUGAUGGCAGAGACUCACCUGCGGGAUUCACCUCUAAGGGCUGUAGCGAUUGCAGCUAGUUGGGUUGAGGAGUUUCCCCACAAACAAGCCCAAAUGCCUAGCAUUUAUUAAACUUGUUAGCCACUUUUUUACCAGUAUAACUCAAAGCAACUUACAACAAUAAAUAAAUAACACAUACAUUAAAACACAUACAACUCUUUAUGCACCCUCCCUGUCCAUGCACACAGACCUCAUUUGGUCUCCUCGUUCUGUUUCCUGCUCAAAGAACAGUGACAGAAUGCUGGGAACAGACUUUUAAAAAUACAUAGUUGUUUGGUUCAUUCUUGGAUACAAGAAAAGUUAUAAUAAGCUGAUGAGAUUUUCACCCUGUAUUGCUCUGACCAUAUUUAUUUGUCAUCUACACAGUGGAAUUGAAUAAGCUAUACCUCUAAAUCAGGAGUGGUAAAUUCCCCCCACCCCCAGCCUCACAGGACCCCACUGAUUUAGUUUUAUUCCUAUUUAGCUUAAAUCCUGCCACUUCCCCAAAUUUCUGAAUUUUUUCUAUUACUUUAGGGAGUGAAGUUUUAGGUUCUUCCACUGUUAUCACUAGGUCAUCUGCAUACGCUUUUAACUUGAAUUCACUUUUCCCAGUUUUUACACCUGUGGUCUCUUUAUCUGCUCUUAUGUUUUUGGCAAGUACUUCCAAGACCAGGAUAAACAAUAAUGGUGAUAAUGGGCAUCCUAGUCUCAUUCCUUUUUGGAUCUUACAAUCAUCCAUUAUCACUUGAUUUAUAAUUAGUUUGGUUUUUGGUUCUGAAUAGAUUACUGCUAUUCCUUUUAAAAACUUAGAACCACUUCUGAUUUGUUCUAACAGCUUUAUCAUGAACUUCCAAGAAACAUUAUCAAAGGCUUUUUCAGCAUCUAUAAACAUCAUUGCCGCUUUCUUUUCAUUGUUAACCUCCAAAUAUUCUAUUAUAUUCAAAAUAUUCCUUAUAUUCUCCUUCAUUUGUCUUCCUGCUAAAAACCCGGCUUGAUCUUGAUGUAUAUAUUCAUUUAGUAUUUUUUUAAAUCUAUUAGCUAGGAUAUUUGCAAACAAUUUGUAAUCAUUAUUUAACAAGGAGAUAGGCCUAUAGUUUUUAAUCUGCAGGAAAUCUGCAACUUGUUUUGCAAUUACUGUUUAUAUAGGCCUGUUUCCAUGUUUCUGGGAUUUCUCCUGUGUUCAAUAUUUCAUUCAUAACAUCUUUCAAUGGGUUCGCUAAUUGUUCAUUUAAUUUCUUGUAAUAUUUUGCUGUAAAGCCAUCCGGACCUGGAGACUUGCCAUUUUUAGAGCUUUUUAUUGCCUCAAGUCAUUCUUUCAUUGUUAUCUGGGAGUUAAGAAUGUUCCUUUGUUCUUCUUUUAAAUAUGGCAUAUUGCUACUUCUGAUGUACUCUUCUAUCUUAAAUGUUUUUUCUUUCCCUUGUCUAUACAGCUCAGAAAAAUAUUUAACAAAUCCUUCUCUUAUUUCCUUCAGCUUGUCUGUAAUUCUGCCAUUUAUGUUAAUUUUAUUUAUGGAGUUCCUUUGUUCACUUUUUUUCAACUGCCAGGCUAACAGCUUCCCCGGUUUAUUUGCGUGCUCAAAGUAUUUUUGUUUUUCUCUUUUUAUUUUCCAGCUAAUUUCCUCAUUUAUAAUCAUUGAAUAUUGUGUUUGUAAUGUUUUGAUCACCUGUUUCACUGCCUCUUUAUUUGCCUUGUUUGGCAGCUGUUUCUCCUUUUUCAUAAUUUCCUCUAAUAUUUCUUUUUUCUUUUUCUCUCUCAAUUUCCAUUUAAAUGAGUUUUGUUGUAUAAAGAGUCCUCUCAUUACAGCCUUGCUUGCGUCCCAGACCGUCUGUAACUUUGUUUCUCCUUGACUGUUUAUUUCAAAAUAAUCUGUCAAGAUCUUUUUUGCUUUUUCAGCAAUUUUUUGAUCAUCUAAUAAAUCAUCAUUUAAUCUCCAUCUAAAAGAGAUUUGGCUUUCUUUUUGUAGUUCCAUAGUCAGGGAAUUAUGGUCUGAAAAGGUUCUGGGAUUGAUUUCAAUUUUUUGACUCUUGUUUCCAAUUCUUUGGAAAUCCAUGCAGAAUCUAUUCUCGAGCUGCUAUCAUGUCUGUUACUACUGCUUUGGAACUUGCUCCUGUCACUUUAGACCAUGGCACCUGCUUCCCCUUCAGCCGACAGCCAGCUCUUUCCUCUUCCCCCUUCCUGAAUUCAGGUCAUGGAACCUUGUCAAGGCCUGACACAGAGUUCCAGUUUGAAACAGGGAGUUCUCUCGAGAAAAUGCCAACUCUUCAGCUUUGGCAGCACAGAAGGUUAAACUCCACCUCAUUCUCCCCCAUGUUCAUUCUACAGGGAACUUUGAACCCUCUUUCCAAGCUCCUGAAAUACAUAAGGUUUGUGACUAGUCACCUUGCAAGUCGUUCUCAGGAUCCAGUCUGGAGACUGCCUGCCUGCCUACAACUUGGGGCCAUGGUUGGGUGAAAAAGCAUUUCUGGAAAGUGUGUUUUGUCAGCAAGAGGCCUGGUGCCCUGUAUAAAUCAUAAGAGCCUGCUGGAUCAGGCCAGUGACCCAUUGAGCCCAGCAUCCUGUUCCCACAGUGCUGAAGCAGUUGCCUACUGGAAGCCCACCAGCAAGAUCCUUCAGGAGAGAAUUUAAGCCCCUCACCAUGCGUGUUGCUGUGAUUGGAGCCGGCAUUAUUGGACUGUCCACAGCCCUCUGCGUCCGUGACCGAUACCCCUCAGCAGAUCAGCCCCUGGAAAUAGAGAUCUAUGCCGACCAGUUUACGCCUCACACCACCAGCGACGGGGCAGCGGGUCUUUGGCAGCCAUAUCUCUACGACAAGGGAAACACUCAAGAAACGCUCUGGAAUAAAGAGACUUUUGAUUAUCUUCUUCAACACAUUAAUUCACCAGAAGCUAAGGAGAUGGGGUUGUUUCUGCUCUCUGGAUACAAUCUCUUUACACAGCCAGUUCCGGACCCAUCAUGGAAGAAUAUUGUUUUGGGAUUUAGGACCUUGUCACAGAAAGAGCUUGAGCUCUUCCCUGGCUACAGCUAUGGUUGGUUCAACACAGCUCUGAUGCUGGAGGGCAAACGAUAUCUACCCUGGCUUACAAAGAGGUUAAAGAUGCAGAGCGUCAAGUUCUUUCAUCGGAAAAUUGAGUCCUUCCAGGAGUUGAUGGCUGAAGGCGUGGACAUCAUAAUCAACUGCACAGGGGUUCGUGCUGGGGAGCUACAACCUGACCCUGAGUUAUGCCCGGGCCGGGGGCAAGUCAUCAAGGUCGAGGCCCCCUGGGUGAAGCAUUUCAUCAUCACCCAUGAUGUUGAGACUGGGAUCUAUAACACACCUUACAUCAUACCUGGGAGCAACGCAGUGACAUUGGGAGGAAUAUUUCAGCUGGGAAACUGGAGUCAAGAGAACAGCCCCCAGGACCACCAGCGCAUUUGGCAAGGGUGCUGUGAGCUGCUUCCUAGCCUCCAGAAAGCCAAAAUCAUCCACGAAUGGAGUGGUCAUCGUCCCGUACGGCCAAGAGUCCGAUUAGAACACCAGGCUGUUCGCCAUGGGAUGUUACAAUCAGAGGUGAUCCACAACUAUGGCCAUGGCGGUUUUGGGCUCACCAUCCACUGGGGUUGUGCCAUGGAGGUAGCCCAUUUGUUUGGGAAGAUUCUAGAAGACAAGAGGUUGGCCAAGCCACCCCAUGCCAACCUCUGAGCAUGUGGCAACAGUUCAGGCCACUUCACUGACCUUUACUUGCAGGAUGGAUCUGCCUUUGCAGGAUUAAGGAGCCUAGUUUUUAACUGUUUUCAUAGAUUGCUUUGCUUUGUUUUUCUUGUAUUGCUUUGUUCUUCUUGUAAACUUCUUGGAGUCCCCCCUCCCUACAAUCUAUUGGUGUAUAAAUUAUAUGAAAUAAAGAAAUAAUACUCUUAAAGAGUAUUCAAGGAAGCAAGCUGAAGGUAUGAUCCUAUCUACCUAUUAAGACAAUAUCUGCCAAAAUAAAGGCAGCAUCCCUCAA